Molecule: messenger RNA, 2599 nt
Organism: Momordica charantia (bitter melon)
Lineage: Eukaryota; Viridiplantae; Streptophyta; Magnoliopsida; Cucurbitales; Cucurbitaceae
Source: RefSeq, a predicted model, not a curated record
AGAAAUAAUUAAGCCAAAACAUCUACAUCUUUUUUGUAGAUUUAAAAGAUGUUUAAGCUUCAAUGGCCUCUACUUCUAUUUCUUGCAACUUCAGCUUCCUUAUCACUUUGUAUGGGAGCAAAUGUCUCCUACGAUUCCAAUGCCAUAAUUAUCAAUGGUGAACGACGCAUUAUCUUCUCAGGUUCGAUUCAUUAUCCACGAAGCACGGCAGAGAUGUGGCCUGAUCUUAUUCAAAAAGCUAAGGAUGGUGGGCUUGACGCAAUCGAGACAUAUAUAUUUUGGGAUCGUCAUGAACCUCAAAGACGAACGUAUGAUUUCUCUGGAAAUCUAGAUUUCGUCAAAUUCUUCAAGCUUGUCCAAGAUGCCGGACUUUACGUUGUCAUGAGGAUUGGUCCCUACGUGUGUGCCGAGUGGAACUAUGGAGGCUUUCCGGUGUGGUUGCACAAUCUGCCGGGAAUCCAACUACGAACUGACAAUCAAGUCUACAAGAAUGAAAUGCAAACUUUCACUACAAAGAUAGUGAAUAUGUGUCAACAAGCCAACCUCUUUGCAUCACAAGGAGGGCCAAUAAUCUUAGCUCAAAUCGAGAAUGAGUAUGGAAACGUGAUGACACCUUAUGGAAAUGCGGGAAAAACAUACAUCAAUUGGUGUGCUCAAAUGGCCGAAUCUCUUAAUAUUGGUGUUCCAUGGAUCAUGUGCCAACAGAGUGAUGCCCCCAAACCCAUGAUUAAUACAUGCAACGGAUGGUAUUGCGACAACUUUACUCCCAACAAUCCUAAAAGCCCAAAAAUGUUUACUGAGAAUUGGGUGGGAUGGUUCAAGAAAUGGGGCGAUAAAGACCCUCACAGAACUGCAGAAGACGUAGCAUUUUCCGUGGCAAAAUUUUUUCAAUUUGGUGGCGUAUUUAACAACUAUUACAUGUAUCAUGGAGGCACCAACUUUGGGAGAACAUCUGGAGGUCCAUUCAUCACAACCUCUUAUGAUUACGAUGCACCACUUGACGAAUAUGGGAACUUGAAUCAACCGAAAUGGGGGCAUCUCAAACAACUCCAUGCUUCAAUCAAAUUAAGAGAGAAGCUUCUCACCAAUGGCACCCGCUCGAACGAAAACUUUAGUGGCUUUGUUACUUUGACCAAAUUCUCUAACCAAGCAACGGGGGAGAGGUUCUGCUUCUUGAGCAACACAGAUAAGAGCAACGAUGCCACCAUAGAUUUGAAAGCAGAUGGAAAAUACGUUGUGCCAGCUUGGUCUGUGAGCAUUCUUGAUGGUUGCAACAAGGAGGUUUAUAACACUGCAAAGGUUAAUUCUCAAACAUCUAUAUUUGUGAAGGAGCAAAAUGCGCAUGAAAAUGCACAACUCUCGUGGUCUUGGGCUCCAGAACCCAUGAGGGACACCCUACAAGGAAAGGGCAGAUUUCAAGCGAACCUUCUAUUAGAACAAAAAGGAACUACCGUUGAUUUCAGCGACUACUUAUGGUACAUGACGAAUGUUGAUACCAAUGCAAUAUCUUCUCUUCACAACGUGACUCUCCAAGUGAGUACAAAAGGUCAUGUGCUCCAUGCUUUUGUAAAUAAAAGGUACAUUGGGUCACAAUGGAAAACCAACGGACAAAAUUUUACGUUGGAGAAACCUAUUCUACUAAAAUCAGGAACCAACACCAUAACCCUUUUGAGUGCCACAGUUGGACUCAAGAAUUACGAUGCAUUCUAUGACACGGUGCCGACGGGAAUUGAUGGAGGUCCUAUAUAUCUAAUUGGAGAUGGAAAUGUCACAGUUGACUUGUCAUCAAAUUUGUGGUCUUAUAAAGUUGGAUUAAAUGGAGAAAUGAAGAAAUUUUAUGAUCCGACGAUCACUCAAAGAGCAAAGUGGAGCGAAUUAAAUCAAAAAUCGAUUGGAAGGCGAAUGACAUGGUUCAAAACUAACUUUAAGACCCCUCCAGGAACUGACCCAGUAGCCUUGGACAUGCAAGGUAUGGGAAAAGGCCAAGCUUGGGUAAAUGGGCGAAGCAUAGGUCGAUUUUGGCCUUCUUUCAUGGCUGGCAACGAUAGUUGCAGUGAUACGUGUGACUACAGAGGUCCAUAUGAUCCUAAAAAAUGUGUUAGUAAUUGCGGGAAUCCUUCUCAAAGAUGGUAUCACGUCCCAAGAUCAUUUCUUUCCGGUGACACAAACACGUUGAUUUUAUUUGAAGAGAUUGGUGGGAAUCCCCAGCAAGUGUCAGUUCAAACCAUCACUAUAGGUACUGUUUGUGGAAAUGCUAAUGAAGGAAGCACCUUAGAGUUGUCGUGUCAAGGAGGGCGUAUCAUCUCGGAUGUCCAAUUUGCUAGCUAUGGAAAUCCAACGGGAAAAUGUGGUUCGUUUAAGAAAGGUUCAUGGGAUGUGACAAACAGCGAUAUUUUGGUUGAAAAGGCUUGCAUUGGCAGGGAGAAUUGUUCAAUUGAUGUAUCUGCAAGGUCAUUUGGAUUAGGCGAUGCUACCAAUUUAUCUGCAUCACUAGCAGUUCAAGCUAUUUGCUCACAGAAUAAUUGAGUGAUGUAAUUUAUGUAUAUAAAUAUAAAUAUUACUAAUUGUGAUCUAAUCCAAUUAUUUAUAUUUCCUUUUU